This is a messenger RNA of Phytophthora nicotianae INRA-310, 1155 nucleotides long. RefSeq lists its product as hypothetical. Bases 1 to 1155 code for a protein of 384 amino acids. Gene Ontology annotation, biological process: carbohydrate metabolic process. Gene Ontology annotation, molecular function: hydrolase activity, hydrolyzing O-glycosyl compounds. The record is from RefSeq and is a predicted model, not a curated record. NCBI's taxonomy places the organism in Eukaryota, Oomycota, Peronosporomycetes, Peronosporales, Peronosporaceae. The transcript has a single exon.
AUGGUGAACGUGCUGCGUACGACCUCCGCCCUGGCCAUGGUGGCCACCUCCUUCGGCUUCGCUGACGCCGGCAACUUCAAGUGCACUGGCAUCAACUACAACAUCCGCGCCGGCCCGGAUUGGGCCCCGGCCAACGAGAAGUGCAAGCCUGCAUCGCUGAUUGCUACCGAGCUGGCGCUGCUCAAGGGUGUGACGGACACCAUCCGUCUGUACUCACUCACUGACUGUGACCAGGCCACAGUUGUGGUGCCCGCUGCUAUUGAGGCGGGCCUCAAGGUCGAGCUGGGCAUGUGGGUAGACUCGUCCGCGUCCAGCUUUGAAGCGGAGAAGGCCGCAUUCAAGACGCUGCUGGAGUCCGGAGUCGUUCAAAGUGAACACAUUGUGGGCAUCCACGUCGGCAGUGAAGCAGUGUACCGUGAAGAUGUGACGGUGGACGUGGCGAUUUCCUAUCUGGAGGAGAUCCGCACGCUCUGCAAGGCCAACGCGGGGGCCGCCGGCAUCCCUCUCACCAUCGCUGACAUCGGUGACACGUACUCGGCAUACCCGAAGUUGAUUGAGGCCGUGGACUACGUGUCGGCCAACUACUUCCCGUUCUGGGAGAAGACUGACAUCGACGUCGCUGCGAAAUCCUUCUACAAGCGCUUCUCAGCGCUCGUGCAGACUGCCAGCACCUACAACAAGGAGGUGGUCAUUGGUGAGACUGGCUGGGCAUCGGACGGUGUUGGUGCCGGUGCGAGUCCUGCCACGGCUGCCAAUGCCGCCAAGUACUUCUACGACUUUUACACGCUCGCGACGGAGAAGAACCUCAUGUACUACUACUUUUCGGGCUUCGACGAGGCCUGGAAGCUGCCCACGCUCGAGGCCAACGAGACGGUGGAGGCCUAUUUUGGCCUGUUCACCAAGGACGGUGUCCUCAAGGACUCCAUCUCCGCCAUGUUCGACAACAACACGGGCUCCUUUAACGGCAGCGACUCGGCUACGAUUACUUUGGUGGGUGGAGACGCCAGCACCACAACUGCGGGCGGCGAUGAUGCCACUUCGGGUGAUGCAACGCAGAACGACACCACCUCGGACGGUGUUGAGGACGACUCGACGUCCAUUACGCAGACUUCCACCACCACCACGUCGACGUCGCACAAGGACUGCACCAUGUAA